AUGGUUUCUGUGAACAAUCAAACGUCAGUUGGAGUUCGAGAUGAUUCUUCGUCUCGCAAAAGCGGUUUGAAGAAGACUGCAAAGGACAGAGUCUACAAGAACAAAAGACCGACGGAAAGACAUAAUCAUAAGCACAAGACGUCCAAGAGGAAUACACAAGAAGAACAACGAACCACUCGUGCUAAAUCUCCUUUCCGUCCGUCGUACCAACGUUGGCGAUCUGUUCGAUCUGUGGACGAGUUCACAUAUCUCAACAGAAUUGAUGAAGGAGUAUUCGGAGUGAUCCAUGCCGCCAAAGACAAACAGACGGGUGAAAUGGUUGCCCUCAAACAACUUAAGAAAAUUAAUGAAAGGGAAGGAUACUCCAUCGCCGCUCGGAGAGAGCUCGGUAUGUUGCUGAGGAUGAAGCAUCCCAAUAUUGUCGCAGGCCGAGGACUUGCGUCGAGUUCCAGAUGUGACCAAGUAUUCAUAGUCAUGGAGCUCAUUGACUACGACUUGAAGACUUUCAUGGAGACAAUGCAAAGUAACCAGCAAUUGUUUUCAGUAGAACAGGUGAAAUGCCUGAUGAAGCAGUUGUUGAAGGCAGUACAACACCUUCACGACCAUCACGUCAUACACUGCGAUCUACAAACAAGCAAUAUCUUGUUGUCGAACGAAGGUGUGCUGAAAGUGGCAGAUUUUGGUAAGGCCCGAAACUAUAAAUUCCCUCCUGGGCAGUAUACGCCAGCCGCAGUUACGCGCUGGUAUCGGGCACCUGAACUUUUGCUGCUGUUCAACGAAUACUCCUCGCCUGUCGACAUGUGGAGUGUUGGGUGCUUAUUCGCAGAAUUAAUAACAUUGCUGCCCCUGUUUCCCGGCACAUCUGAGUUGGACCAGAUCACCCAGAUAUUUGUGGCUUUGGGGACGCCUUCAGACUCCAUUUGGCCGGGUUACAGCGAAUCACCAAUGGUACAAAUGAUUACGUUCGACGACUAUCCUCCGGGCGAGUUGCGCAAAAUGAUAAGUCGUGAACUACUAUCAAAAGAAGGACUAUCUUUGCUGCAAGGUUUCUUGACUUACGAUCCUUCAAGGAGGAUCACAGCAGCCGCUGCGUUAGAGCACACAUACUUCAGCGAGCAGCCGGUGGCGAUGGAGCCGGCCAUGUUCAUGACGUCGUCCGCUCGCUGA
Molecule: messenger RNA, 1167 nt
Organism: Spodoptera frugiperda (fall armyworm)
Lineage: Eukaryota; Metazoa; Arthropoda; Insecta; Lepidoptera; Noctuidae
Product: serine/threonine-protein kinase PITSLRE-like
Exons: 1
Coding region: 1-1167 (388 amino acids)
Biological process (GO): regulation of mitotic cell cycle; protein phosphorylation
Cellular component (GO): nucleus
Molecular function (GO): cyclin-dependent protein serine/threonine kinase activity; ATP binding
Source: RefSeq, a predicted model, not a curated record